AUGAGCUAUUCAUACAUUGUUAAUGCAACUGGAGUUGACCAAGGCUAUGAAAGUGGCGAUUUUGAUGACCAACAAGGUAAUUGGCAAACAAUGCCUCAAGAGGAAGUCGAUGAAUAUAGUCAUGGUUCAUAUAGUUUCAACCUGCGAUAUGGGCAAAAAAUACCAGAGGACAAAACCACUUCAGAGAUGGAGUUUGACUUCGUUACGUAA
Molecule: messenger RNA, 210 nt
Organism: Sungouiella intermedia
Lineage: Eukaryota; Fungi; Ascomycota; Pichiomycetes; Serinales; Metschnikowiaceae
Source: the annotation of a GenBank genome assembly